AUGGAGCACUCUCCCUCUCUGAACCUGUCUGGCCCGGACGGUGAGGAGGCAGAGGACCCACUGCGCCCCCUACUGCCCCCGAGAAUAAUACUACAACCUCAGGCCUGCUCUUCCCAAUGUGGCAUCCACCAUACAGUUCAACCUCCACCUGAUCCUACCGUGUGGAUGGACCGCACCCAAGCUAUGGCCACGACACCCCUUUACAAUGGACAUCUGUAUUUAACAACAUCCCCACGACCAAGUAAGAAAACAAAAGGCAAAGAGAAGAAAAGUGAGAGGAGAUCGAAGAGUUCUAGUCACAAAGGUAAAAGUAAAAAUACAAGUAGUGGACAUAGGCUACAAGAAAGGGUGACCUCCUUCACAGAUGUGCCACUAUCACAGACUGGGUCACCGUACAUGGGACACUGCAGACCAAUCAUGGACCCUAAAGAUAGCGAGAGUCGAAUCUGUAGCAUCUCUGAAAACGUGGAAAUGCAAGAACGCCAGGCGCUACCAGAAAUCAUCAUCACAAGCAAAGACGAUGAACUGCAACAGGAGGUACCACAUCAGCCCAAGGAAGUGAAGACCCCACUGCAUAUAGGCCAAAGACCCAAACCAAACCCGCUCAAUAUCAGUCCAAAAUCGAAAGCUGACGACGAUCCGUACUGGAGGACCCAUAACAUCGGCUGGAGGUUGGUGCGGAGGAGGAGCCUGUUUCUGAGGAGACAGAGGCUGAAUGACUGUGCCCUUGCCGUGGGGAUCUUUGGGGUGGUGCUGAUGGUGAUGGAGACUGAGCUGUCCUGGAGCGUUUACAGCAAGAGCUCUCUGUACUCUCUGGCCCUGAAGUCCGUCAUCAGCGUCACCACUGUUAUUCUGGUGGGACUUAUCAUCGCGUACCACUGCUGUGAGAUACAGUUAUACGUCCAUGAUAUCGGUGCAGAGGAUUGGCGUAUCGCUAUGACAACUGAGCGUGUGACCCUCAUUGUGCUGGAGCUGGUUGCCGUGGCGAUCCACCCGUACCCCGUUGGUCUGUCAUCGUACUUCCAGCCGAACAAGACCCGUCCGUCGCUGUCGGAGACGGAGCUGGAGAUCGUGCUGGCGCUCCCCAUGUUCCUGCGUCUGUACCUUCUGGGGCGCGCCAUGAUGCUCCACAGUCGUCUCUUCACGGACACGGCGUCUCGAAGCAUCGGGGCCCUCAACAAGAUUCACUUUAACACGAGGUUUGUGGGAAAAACACUGAUGACGAACUACCCCGGGACCGUGCUCAUGAUCUUCAGUGUGUCUCUGUGGAUAGUGGCAGCCUGGGGGCUACACGUCUGUGAGAGACAUCAUAACUACAGGGAUCUGAGCAGUAACUACAUGGAGGCGCUGUGGAUGGUGUCAGUCACUUUUUUGUCGAUCGGAUAUGGAGACGUGGUGCCGCACACGUACUGCGGCCGGAGCAUCUGUCUGCUCACGGGGAUCAUGGGGGCGGGCUGCACGGUGCUGGUGGUCGCGGUGGUUGCCAGGAAACUGGAGUUGACUCGAGCUGAAAAACACGUCCACAACUUCAUGAUGGACUCACACAUCACCAAAAGGAUAAAAAUUGCAGCAGCGAAUGUGCUGAGAGAGACUUGGCUGAUCUACAAACACGCAAAACUCAAGAGUCAAAAAGACCAGACACGAGUGAGAGACCACCAGAGGAAACUACUGCUCGCCAUCCACCAACUCCGCAAGGUGAAAAUGGAGAAGAGGUGUCUGGCCGACCAGGGGAACUCUCUGGUGGAUAUAAUGAAGAUGCAGACACUGAUGUACGACGUGCUAGCGGAGGUCCAAGGCUGUCGAGAUGAGAUGGACAACCACAUCCUGAGUUUGGAGAAGAACGUAGAGGAGCUCCGAGAGGGCUUUAGGAUUCUCAUGCCUCUCCUCUCCAGCACGCUGUCCACGCAAAACUCAUCCAUCAGACAUUUGCUCAGAGAGAGAGAGGGCAAAGCCGAGGAGGCAGGGGGAGGAGAAGGGGACAGGUAG
Boleophthalmus pectinirostris (great blue-spotted mudskipper) is the source of this 1986-nucleotide messenger RNA. RefSeq names its product small conductance calcium-activated potassium channel protein 1-like. Gene Ontology annotation, molecular function: calmodulin binding; small conductance calcium-activated potassium channel activity. Gene Ontology annotation, cellular component: plasma membrane; neuronal cell body; neuron projection. The coding region runs from base 1 to 1986 and encodes 661 amino acids. The transcript has 9 exons. The record is from RefSeq and is a predicted model, not a curated record. NCBI's taxonomy places the organism in Eukaryota, Metazoa, Chordata, Actinopteri, Gobiiformes, Gobiidae. Gene Ontology annotation, biological process: potassium ion transmembrane transport.